Messenger RNA from Fusarium graminearum PH-1, 1872 nucleotides. RefSeq lists its product as uncharacterized. Bases 1 to 1872 code for a protein of 623 amino acids. Gene Ontology annotation, molecular function: DNA-binding transcription factor activity, RNA polymerase II-specific; zinc ion binding; RNA polymerase II cis-regulatory region sequence-specific DNA binding. The record is from RefSeq and is a predicted model, not a curated record. NCBI's taxonomy places the organism in Eukaryota, Fungi, Ascomycota, Sordariomycetes, Hypocreales, Nectriaceae. Gene Ontology annotation, cellular component: nucleus. The transcript is spliced from 7 exons. Gene Ontology annotation, biological process: positive regulation of transcription from RNA polymerase II promoter by galactose.
AUGCCACGCCCGAUCGUCCCAGCGCAUCAACGACAAAGAGCAGCAGAAGCAUGCAAUCUCUGCCGCGAAACUAAAAAACGAUGUAGUGGUUCCGCACCUUGUACUCAAUGUGUGAGGCGAGGAUUGGAGUCGCAGUGUUUUAUCACGUAUGCGCCACGAGGAUCAAGAACCAGAGCAAGGGCAGAGAGAGCUGCUGCUACUGUUAAUUCAGUCACGAGCACAGGUCGGACGAGUUCAGUAUCCAACCAGAGUGUGCAGCAAAACUUGGAGACCGAAGAAAAUUACAGACCGCUUUCACCAUCUCAUUCACAACAAGAAGAUGACAGGGAUAGUCAGGCUGAUGCGUCGUCUGCUACGAAUCCACGGAUGCUCUUAAAUUCACGUGGUGAGAGAGUCUACAUUGGUGGUGCUGCAUCGAUAUCAUUUCUGCAAAUUGUUCGCAAUCUCGUCUCUCAACAAAUAGGACCUUCAGCAUUUUCUCAUAAUGAAAAGAGCGACACCAUGCUCGAGAUUGAAUCGCCAACUGCCACAACACACGAUCAUGAGAUUAAUGCAGAUCUAAGUCUUGCCCGAAAGACACAAUACCUACACUCAUAUUAUGCUGUGACGGAAGCAUUAAUCCACAUCUUUGACACACCCGAACUUGAAGCACAUCUUUUAAGCCCGGCAGAUUCACCCUCGCAUCUGAUAUCACCUCUCAAACAAGCCUCUCUCGACUUAGUAAUAGCAAUUGGCGCGCAAUGUGAAUCACUCUCCAGCUCUCGAACAAUAGGCCAAGCCUACUUCCGCAAAGCCCGCAGUCAAGCUUUUAUAGGAUUUCUCGAAGAUCCAGACCUCGAUAUGGUCCGUACCUUCGUUCUCAUGGCAUUUUAUAUGCUCGCUGCGAAAGCGGCUCUUGCGCUGGGGCUACAUAGUCGGGAAUCAUAUGGACAGAAGCCAGACUCGGCAGAUCAAGCCAAACUACGUGUUUGGAUGAGUGUAUGCAUCCUUGAUAAACUCGUCAACUCUCUCCUUGGCCGCCCAUCCGCUUCAGCCCAGAUCCGAUCGGAUAGCAAACUCGACGACGUCGGUCAACCAGGAGAUCGGAUAACCGAAUGCUUAAUGGCUGCAAACAAGAAAGUCACAAUCCCAAUAGUGGAACAGUUUCUCCAGGAUAUCGAGCGCUGGAAACGAGACCUUCCCGCAUCGGUGAAGAUACCCACAGAAGCAUCAGGACAGCAUGGAACUAUUGCAAAGGUGCAUGUUUCGUGUUUGUACUAUUUGGCUGUCAUGUUGGUUUCAAGGCCUUUCUUGAUAUCUACUCUGACAGCAAAGCCUCUUGCCAAGGGAGCACAUUCACAGUUGGCAGCAGCCUGUCUCGAUGCUGCUAUGUACUUGUCACAAAUAUGCGUUGAGGCACUAGACGCUGGCUUGCUACAGGGGAAUAUGUGUAUUAUGAAAGCGCUUGUGUUUGGCGCUGGACUAAUCCUCGGCCUCGAAAUAUUCGCAAAGUAUCCCGUUGAAUCAGACAUAAACACUGCGUUCCAGGGCGCAAAACAAGUUUUAAAGCACUUGUCAACUCAAAGUCCCCAAGCUGCGCACUACCUCGAUAUUCUCACGACUCUCUCAGGUGCAAUUGACAAGCGUCGCUCGUCGGAAUCAUCCACUGGUAGAAGUCGUUACGUUUCGAAGCUCUUCAGUUUGGAUGCACCUACUAAUUCGCAAGAUGAAAAUAUGUUGGAUGAUAUGUUUCCGUUUACGGAUGUUCAAGCUGGAGUGGCCGAUGAUGCGAUGCAGGAUUGGGUCUUUCAAGAGCCACAGAGUGGUGAUUUUAGUUUGGAUUGGGAGAGUUUGAACGUUUCCUUGUGGGAUACCUAUCCAUUUUUGUCAUGA